AUGGAAUGCCUCAAAUUGAGUCCAGAAUCAGCUGCCUCACUUCAUGGAAUGAGCGAGGCUGAGUUGCGUGCUUUCACGGGAAAGGGAAACUCAUCUGGCAGUGACAGUGAGGAGGACUUGAAAAUCCGCAUCUAUGCCAGCUACCUUUUGUUCGAGAUGUCAAAUUCAGGCAAUGCUCUGGAAGAAGCUAUAAUUUGGACUAAAAGGGGGAUCGUCGCUUCACCUCCAGAUAAACAGGCUCUCAAUGAGUGGCUCGAUAUUCUCGUGACGCUUUUGGUGAUUUUACACCACUCCCAGCAACUAGCUGGACAGAUCGCCGAGGCAACUGAAGCGACAGAGGAUCUGAGCCGAGCUAUUGACGCGAUGAAAACCGCCAUCAGUCUUACUCCUGACGAUAGUCUGGAUCUUGCUGACCGUCUCAACAAUCUUGGACUCUGGCUCAGUACUCGAUUUGAAAGGACAGAUAUGAUUGAAGACCUGGACUAUGCCGUCGAGGCCGCAAAGAAAGCCGUGAAAUUGACACCUGAGAGUCACCAGCACUACGCUGGAUAUCUGAAUAACCUUGCCAACAGUCAUGGGAAGCGCUUCCAGCGAACAAGCACAGUUGACGACAUUAACUGUGCAAUCGAGGCGUCAUCAAGAGCGGUGAAGUCUACAUCACGAAAACACCCCGGCUUCUUGAAUAGCCUAGGUGUAUGGCUUUGUGCGCGGUUUGAAACAUCAGGAGAACUCGCGGAUCUGGAUCAUUCCAUUGAAGCAGCACGUCGUGCAGUAGACAUCACGUCCCCGAGCCACCCUGAUCGCUCCGCAUUCUUGAAUACCCUAGGAACCAGCCUCAGCAGGAAAUUCGAGAGAACUGAUUCAGUGAAGGAUCUAAACGAAGCUUUGGAUAUCUUCACCCAGUGCCUAGGAGCAACGCCUCGCGAUGGACCAAACUUUGCAUCCACGUUAAACAACUUGGGGAUCUGCCACGGCAUGAGAUUUGAAAGGGCGGGCUCAAUUGCAGAUUUGGACUAUGCCAUUGAGAGAACGCACGAGUCAGUGGUCAGCACUCCUCACGGCCAUCCACAACUACCCAACCGGUUGAACAGUCUUGGGAAUCAACUGAGGGCGCGUUUCCAAAGGACAGGAGCGAUGCAAGAUUUGGAACACGCCAUUGAUGCUGCAGAGAAAGCCAUCAAGAUCGCAGCGAAGACUCACCCUCAUUAUCCUACGUAUCUGAGUAGCUUGGCAAAUAAGCUAAGCUUGCGCUUUGAACGAACAAGCGAAGUACACCAUCUUGAUCGUGCUAUCGACCUCAUUGACAAAGCCAUCCAAGCUACUCCGUUGUCUCGUGACAGCCUCGCUGCUUACUACAAUAACCUUGGAUCAUCACUUCGCACACGCUACGAGAAAGUUGGAAGAGAAAGUGAUAUUGUUCGAGCUAUCGAAGCUAGCAACAAGGCGGUUGAUCUGACAGCCCGAGAUCAUCCUGAUAUCUCAUCCUACCUCAACACACUGGGCAAUGUGUUUGGUAGCCGCUUCCACAGGACUGAUUCCCUGGAUGAUCUAGAUCGCUGUAUCGAAAAUAUCACCAAGGCAGUGAAAGCAAUGCCCCAAGAUCAUCUCAAUCGUUCGGUCAUAAUAAAUAAUCUGGGCAACUGGCUUGAUAAGCGAUUCGAGGUAACCAAAUCUGCCGGCGAUCGGGACAGUCAAAUGCAAUGGUUACUUCAGGCAUGGAACUCCAAAGCAGCAGCCCCAUCUCAGAAAAUACGAGCAGCUGGUUCUGCUGCUUACGUAUACAUACAGCGAGAAGAAUGGGUGAAGGCCAGUGCAUUGCUGCGUGAAGCGGUGUUGCUUCUCCCGAAAAGCCUGCUCUCGAGUCUGUCUGGUUUGACAUCAAUGGCUGCUGCUGCGGCUUUGAGUGCAAAUAAAGCACCCUAUGAGGCCCUCAAGCUCCUGGAGCUGGGAAGAGGUUUAAUCUCAGGAUUCGUUAUGGACAUUCGCACAGAUACCUCAGAGCUUAAGCUCGAGUACCCAGGUUUGGCGAAGGAGUUUGAUCGUGUCCGAGAUGAAAUAGGUCAGCUGCAAAGCGGAAUUGAUGUAUCGACGAAAGAAGACGACUUAGCGACUUGGCAGCUAAAGCAAGAAAGAUUUCGGAAAGCAGAUGAGGAAUUCGAUGUUCUUCUUCAAGAGGUCCGAGGAAAAUUCGGAUUUGAGACCUUUCUUCUACCGCCUACCGAGGCAGAACUGAUGAUAGCAGCUACUCCGGAUCCGAUCAUCGUCAUUAAUGUCGCCUUCUAUAGAUGUGAUGCGUUCAUCGUCGAGGAAUGGCUGUGGGAUGCACUCGGCCAUCCUUGUUUAAAUGCGCUUAGUCUCACAUCUCCUGUAUUGGAUAACAAAUGGCCCCAUAUCUGGUGGAUUCCAACCGAUGCCCUCAGUUGUAUACCAAUUCAUGCUGCUGGGCGCCACGACCAAGGCUCUACAGAGACAGUCUUGGAUAGGGCCAUAUCAUCAUAUGCCUUAACCAUCAAAUCUUUAUUUCAUGGGCGAAAGCGGGAACUUGUUUCUGCCCGUGAACCAGAGAGAAAGUCUGCACUCCUUGUUCCCAUGCGUAACACACCAGGCAGUGGGAAGUUGCCAUAUGCUGAGGAUGAAGUCAACAUAGUGAAGCAGAUGUGUCCAAAGCUCGACCUCAAACCGGGCACGCCCAGGCCAUUGAAGGAGGGAGUCCUCGCAUCCCUGGAGGCCUGCAAUGUAUUUCAUUUUGCCGGACAUGGACGUUUAAACGCGGCGGAACCGUCGAAAAGCUGUUUAUGUCUUGAAGAUUGGGAGACCAACCCUCUCACAGUCCAGGACAUCCGUGGGAAGAAUCUAGAAAGCACUCAACCAUUUCUCGCAUACCUCUCCGCUUGCCGAACCGGAACAAACAUGGAGUCAAGACUCUCAGAUGAAGGAAUUCAUCUUGUUGGUGCGUUCCACUUGACUGGCUUCAGACAUGUCAUUGGAACACUAUGGGAAGUAUCAGAUAAGCAUUGCGUUGAUGUAGCUGAAGCAUUCUAUGAAACUCUACGUGAUGAAGGGAUGACCGACCUGUCUGUGUGCAAAGGCCUACAUCAAGCACUGAGAAAGUUGAGAGACAAGGGACGAGCUAAGAGCAAGUACAUCAGGGACAUCACAACUGUAGGUGAGGAAGAAGAUCAACCAGAUCUCGGGAAUACGAACUGGAUGCCUUACGUUCAUUUCGGAUGCUAG
Fusarium oxysporum Fo47 is the source of this 3234-nucleotide messenger RNA. RefSeq names its product CHAT domain-containing protein. The coding region runs from base 1 to 3234 and encodes 1077 amino acids. The record is from RefSeq and is a predicted model, not a curated record. Gene Ontology annotation, molecular function: protein binding. NCBI's taxonomy places the organism in Eukaryota, Fungi, Ascomycota, Sordariomycetes, Hypocreales, Nectriaceae. The transcript has 4 exons.